AUGGGUGUUAACAUGGGUCUUGGACCAACUUCAUCCAUCACUUCACCACUUUCCACAAUGCGAAGGUUACGAGAAGACGAGAGAUUGAGAGCAAUUGGGAUGAUCCAGGCCGGAAGAACGCAGGCCUACACAGCAGCACAACUGCACGUCUCACAGUCAGUAGUCAGCCGGUUGUGGGCACGUUACAUUGCCACUGGAAGGGUUCAAGACAGGCCCCGAAGUGGUCGUCCAAAAUGCACGACCAGACGUGAUGACCGACGGAUCAUCACUGGAGCCCUCCGUGAUCGACGUUUAAAUGCGACACAGCUCCAGCAGGUUCACAGAUAUCCCACUUGGAAUCCCAUCUCCACACAGACGGUACGAAGCCGGCUCCAUGCUGCAGAACUUCGAGCAAGGCGACCUUACAUCACAUUACCCCAAACAAACCGUCACAGACAAGCCCGUCGAGAGUUGGGUCGUCGUCACCAGAGGUUGAGCAAUGCACGGGGGUCCCAUGUGAUGUUCAGUGAUGAGUCGAGGUUCUCUUUAUACUUCAAUGAUGGCCGUCAUCGUGUCUGGCGUCGUCCUGGUGAGCGUCAUCAGCCAGCUGCAAUGAUUUCACAUGAUCGGUAG
Messenger RNA from Haliotis rufescens (red abalone), 612 nucleotides. RefSeq lists its product as uncharacterized. Lineage: Eukaryota; Metazoa; Mollusca; Gastropoda; Lepetellida; Haliotidae. Gene Ontology annotation, molecular function: nucleic acid binding. The transcript has a single exon. The record is from RefSeq and is a predicted model, not a curated record. Bases 1 to 612 code for a protein of 203 amino acids.